Molecule: messenger RNA, 507 nt
Organism: Rotaria sordida
Lineage: Eukaryota; Metazoa; Rotifera; Eurotatoria; Philodinida; Philodinidae
Source: the annotation of a GenBank genome assembly
AUGAUGUCUCAAUAUUCAGGUCCUUUACAUCAACCAGGUUAUGGACAAUUUGGUAAUACUGGAGGAUACUUUCAAAGUAGUGGUCCAUUUCCAGCAGGCAGUGUUAUGCCUGGUGCUGCAUUUUCUUCUGCAGGCUUCAGUUCAUCACCAAUGAUGAGUCCAUAUGGUUCAGGUUUUAAUGGUCCUAUGAUGCACGGUGGUGGUUUCGUUAAUCCACAAGUUCCAUUUUCUUAUGGACAACAACCUCAAUUUGCUGGUCCAAGUCAUUUUGGAAGUGGUAUAUAUGAUCGACCUCGUUCACGUCAUUCAUCUCGUCAUCGAUCUAAAUCACGUAGUCGUCGUGGUAGUAGAUCAUCAUCAAGGAGUGAUAAUGAACGUCGUCAUCGAGGUUCACCAUUUGCUGGUCCUGGAAUGCCAUAUAUGAAUAUGGAACCAUAUUCUAAUGCACCACCUUUAUCACCCCGUGCUGGUUCACCUGUUAUUCCUCCACGAAGAUCUGGUUGGUAA